Molecule: messenger RNA, 994 nt
Organism: Pisolithus orientalis
Lineage: Eukaryota; Fungi; Basidiomycota; Agaricomycetes; Boletales; Pisolithaceae
Exons: 6
Coding region: 59-817 (252 amino acids)
Source: RefSeq, a predicted model, not a curated record
CCAACAGUGGCGGUGCUGACAAUCCCGCCAGCUCCUCAACUUGCCUGUGAUCAUAUCGAUGAUGCAAGUGGAUGUACUAUCGCACUUCGGCAGGCUAGAUGAAUUGAUACAAAUCGUUUAUCAAGGUUUUGACCGGUUUGUUGUGAUCUCUCAAGUCAUCGAGUCCGCUUGGACGAUACACCUCGGUCUGAAGGGCCCUGGUGGACGGUGGUGGAGAGGCGCAACGUCUGCGCAAGACAUCCUUGGCAUUGUUGGUACCAGCGCCACCCCACAAGCACUUGAUACGUAUGCGGAGAAGCUGUCAGAGACAUUUAUCAACGGUGAACUUGCCAUCGAUGAUUGGAGUCCUGAGAAAGGUGCAAAAAUAAAGCUCACACUGGGUCCUACGUCGAAGAAUCCCGUACCAGUCUCCUUGGUCGAGCUAUCACCAACCGAGGCAGCUACUUAUGCAACCGCCCUCUUGAGCGAGAUUGCCCUCCAAGCACAACCCCGUAGGUGUCGCCUAAACCCGCCAAUCUUUUCUGCUAGCCCCUCCAGGUUGCCACCAUUGCGAGCUCCUUCACCCCCAAAAACACUGGUUGAGAAGGAUGUCCGCGACGUCCAGUCGUUACCUGCUGAAGCUUUGCGGAAGAUUCGGGUUCUGGAGGCUGAGCUUGCUCAGGCUAAGGCACAGAAAGCGAAGAGUAAAUCUCCGCCGCUUAACUUGGGCACGAAGUCUAUAGCUGUCACCCCGACCGCCAAGGGAGCCUCUCUCGCCAAUCCUCACAAGAAAGCACGGAAGUACCAAGCUUUAGAGUUUGCAAGUGAUGAGGAGUAGCUCUGUAUGGUAGUUUUUUUCUUUCUUUCUUUUUCGGUGGCGAUGUGUGUAUUUGAAUACAGCUCAUGGUGUGCUACUGUUGCAUUGUCUCUACGCUGAUCGGCACGUAGCAGCUGGCGUUGGAAUUGUAAAUUGUUAUAAGUACUGUCGAAUGGAAGUCCAUCAUGAGGUUGAUUG